AUGUCAAAUCUUGCAAAGCUUGAAUUUGCGGCCCUUGAUAUUUCGGGGGAGAAUUAUUUAUCAUGGAUUUUAGAUGCUGAGAUUCAUCUAGAUGCAAUGGGUCUGGGUGAUGCUAUUAAAGAAGGAAAUAAAGCAUCUGAACAAGAUAAAGCUAAAGCUAUGAUUUUCCUUCGUCGCCAUCUUCAUGAAGGGUUGAAAAUUGAAUACCUUACUAUAAAAGACCCUUCUGUAUUAUGGAAAAAUUUAAAAGAAAGAUAUGACCACCAAAAGACCGUGAUUUCGCCAAAAGCUCGUUAUGAUUGGAUGCAUUUACGGUUGCAAGAUUUUAAAACUGUAAGUGAAUAUAAUUCUGCAAUGUUUAGAAUUACUUCUCAAUUGACUCUAUGUGGAGAAAGAAUUACUGAUGAGGAUAUGUUGGAAAAAACAUUCUCAACUUUUCAUGCAACUAAUUUGCUUUUGCAACAACAGUAUCGUGAAAAAGGGCAACAACUAUUAAGGAAAUCGUCUUCUAAAAGAGAUCAAGCUUCCUCUAAUUCUUAUGUCAAAGAAGAUUUCAAGAAAGAAAAGGAAGAACCCCAUAAGAAUCUAGCCAAGGAACAUGAACAAGGCAAGGGUGAAGCAUCUACACACACUCGUACUAGUGAUAUUAAGUGCGUCAAGUGUUUGGCAAGAGGCCAUGUAGUUUCUUAG
This is a messenger RNA of Vigna unguiculata (cowpea), 690 nucleotides long. RefSeq lists its product as uncharacterized. The record is from RefSeq and is a predicted model, not a curated record. NCBI's taxonomy places the organism in Eukaryota, Viridiplantae, Streptophyta, Magnoliopsida, Fabales, Fabaceae.